Molecule: messenger RNA, 4696 nt
Organism: Chinchilla lanigera (long-tailed chinchilla)
Lineage: Eukaryota; Metazoa; Chordata; Mammalia; Rodentia; Chinchillidae
Product: zinc finger protein 709-like
Exons: 9
Coding region: 1585-3834 (749 amino acids)
Biological process (GO): regulation of transcription by RNA polymerase II
Cellular component (GO): nucleus
Molecular function (GO): DNA-binding transcription activator activity, RNA polymerase II-specific; RNA polymerase II cis-regulatory region sequence-specific DNA binding
Source: RefSeq, a predicted model, not a curated record
UCUAGAUUCACUAAUCAUUUCUUUAAUUAGGUCACUACUCCUUUUAUUGUCUCUGCUUCACAUUUGCUAAGCACCUUACUAAUCUGUUUUGUUACCUCCACUGUUAUCAUUUCAGAUUUUUCAGCUGUGUGGCUUUUGAUUUCUUCCCCAGGAGUGCCAAUGUUUUAUAGUUCCCUGUAGAGGCUGCCUUUCCCUAUAGGGACUGCCUUAGGGCCAACUACCCCAGGCUCAUGACAGGGUAGGGGUGAAGCAGUACAGCAGGCCCAGGAAGAUAAACUUUGAGUGAGUGAGAAGUCAAAAUACCCACAAAAUCUGCCCCAAGGGUCUGCAGCUUCAACUCCAUGAAACCGGUAGCUUCCCCUGAUGCCAGCACUACCCAGAGAGGUGGUACAGUUUCCCUUUACAUUCUUUGAACUGAGUGAAGUGAAGCAGAAGUUAGGGUGCUACACGAAUGACCCUGAUGGGUAUGUUUGAGGCUUUGUGUUCCUCUGCAAGGUUCAAGCUCAUAUGGGAGGAUAUCACCCUGAUUUUGGAGGAGACCCUUAAUCAAGCUGAGAGGGAAAAGUUAUAGGAGGCAGCAGUAAAGACAGAAUAAAUACUUCUGUCUAUGAUGGGAACAGACAUCCAUAGAACAUGACGGGAGGAGUCCUGCCCUCUUCUUGCUCAAGGGUGGGAUAGUGAAGACUCACAUGGACCUUGACUGCAUGUUUGGAGCAAGCUCCAGAAACUGAUGGCAGAAGUGAAGAAAUUGCUGACACUGUAUGAUCUAAUGCAGGAAGUAUAUGAUAAUAGGAAUCAAGAGAAGCCGAAUAAAGAAAAGACAAAAUAGAUCAAGAGAAGAUUGCUGUUCAAGGGAACUUACCAGGAGCAGGGAAUUGAACUCAGGACCUCGAAUUUGGCAGCAGUUAAGGUGGCAGGACUAGAUCCCUGGAUCCAAGAUUCCUAGGUGAAGCUCUGGACAGCACAGGGAGAUACUCCCAGUGACACAAUCCCUGACUGCACCCUGUUGGGCAGGAUUUCAACAACACUUGUGAACCAGCAGAAGACCUCAAGUUCCUCUUUAAGAAGGCCAUGGAACACAGCAAAGAAUAUUGAUGUUUCAACAGAUGUGGAAAAACGACUGAAUUUUUCCAGGUUUCAAGAUCCAGGAGAAACAGAGCCACCAGGAAAAUGUUCCAAUCUCUAUUUCAGCUCCCCUCAGACUGGAACACAGCAAAGAAUAUUGAUGUUUCACCAGAUGUGGAAAGAAGACUGAAUUUUGCUGGAUUUCAAGAUCUAGGAUGAACAGAGCCACUAGAAAAUGUUACCAUCUCUAGUUGAGCUCCACUCAGACCGGUGGGAUUGGCCGGUGUUGUCAGUCUCAGUUCAGAGGGUGGGACGUGGAGCCAGAGCAAAUCAGUGUUGAGGGGGCGGGCUCUGUAAGCUGUCCAAUCAGGUUGGCCGAGUAGGGCGUGCUUGCGCCAAAGUCCGGAUAUCCGAAUGCGUUGUUGAGAGCCAACUGACCUGGCUAGACUGCUUUGCCCCCGGACUUCUACUUGCUGCAGGCUGCCUAAGAAGGACCUUGGGAGACACUGAAGCCACACAAUGGAGGCAGUGACCUUCGAGGAUGUUGCUGUGAGGUUCACUAUGGAGGAGUGGGCUUUGCUGGACCCAUCCCAAAAGAAGCUCUACAGAGAUGUGAUGUGGGAAACCUUUAGGAAUGUGUCUGCUGUAGAAAGAAAUUGGGAUAACCAGAAAAUUGAGGAUGAGUACAAAAGUUGCAGCAUUAAUCUAAGAAGUGAAGAGGUAGAAAAAUGGCAUCAAUAUGAAUUACAGUAUCAGUAUGAAGAAAUAGUUUCUUUGUCCUCAGAUGAUAAUGUGUACAUGGAGGCAGUCAGUACAAACUCAGGUGAAGUCCUUGCCUGUAGAAAGCCACUGCUUGGUCACUCAUCAGCAAAUGUGUCCAUAAUAGCUAACACUGAACUCAAAGAAUGUGAAUCUCAGGAAUUUCAGGAAAGGCUGUCUAAUUGUAGCAAACGUGGGGAGGCCUGUACUGAAUUCCAGUCCUUUCAGAAGCAUGGUGAAACAACUUCUGGAGGGAAAGCCUAUGAAUAUAAGCAGUGUGGAAAAUUCUACUCUGAUUGCACUGAAGGAACUAACACAGAAGGGAUGUCCUUUGAAUAUAAGCAGGAUAUGAAAGCCUUUAGUACAGUAAACUGUGUUCAAGUCCGAGAAGGCCAUCACAGCGGAGUGGUUAUACAUGGAUGUAUACAAAGUGGAAUAGGUUUUAAUUCUCACCAUGAUAUUCAGAUACAUGAAAGAGCUCACACUGGAGAAGAACAAUAUGUAUAUAUGUGCAGUGAAAAAUCCUUAACUAAUAACUCUUCAUUUUAUAAACUUGAAAGAGGAGAAACUGAGGAGAAGCCCUAUCUAUGCAAGCAAUGUGGGAAAGCUUUCAGCAAACAGAGUAAUUGUAGAAGACAUGAAAGGACUCACUCUGGAGUGAAACCCUAUGUAUGUAAGCAGUGUGGGAAAGCUUUUCGCACACAAUUUAGUUGUCAAAAUCAUGAGAAAACUCACACUGGGGAGAAACCCUAUGUAUGUACACAGUGUGGGAAAGGUUUUGUCACACAAUUUAAUUGUGAAAAUCAUGAGAAAACUCACACUGGGGAGAAACCCUAUGCAUGUGAUCAAUGUGGGAAGAGUUUCAGCAGACACAAUCAUCUUCAAGUACACAUAAAAACUCACACUGGGGAGAAGCCCUAUGUAUGCAAGCAAUGUGAGAAAGCAUUCACCAGAAAAAGUAGUUGUAAAAGACAUGAAAGCACUCAUACUGCAGAGAAACACUAUGUAUGUAAGCACUGUGGAAAAGCCUUUAGCGCAAAAUUUAAUUGUCAGAGUCAUGAAAGAAUUCACACUGGGGAAAAACCCUAUGUGUGUAAGCAUUGUGGGAAAGCUUUCAGCACACACUUUAAUUGUCAAAGUCAUGAAAGAAUUCACACUAUGGAGAAAUGCUAUAUGUGUAAACACUGUGGGAAAGCUUUUGGCACACGAUGUAGUUGUCAAAAUCAUGAAAGAAUUCACACUGGGGAGAAACCCUAUGUAUGUAAGCAAUGUGGGAAGUCAUUUAGUAUAGAAAGAUCUUGUCAAAUACAUGAAAGAAUUCACACUGGAGAAAAACCUCAUGUGUGUAAGCAAUGUGGGAAAGGAUUUACCACACGUGGUAAUUGUCAAAUACAUGAAAGAAUUCACACUGGGGAGAAGCCAUAUGUAUGUACACAAUGUGGGAAAGCUUUUGGCACACACAGUCACUGCAAAAGACAUGAAAGAACGCACACUGGGGAGAAGCCAUAUGUAUGUACACAAUGUGGGAAAACGUUUGGCACAUACAGUCAAUGCAAAACACAUGGAAGGACUCAUACUGGGGAAAAACCCUAUGUAUGUAAGCAAUGUGGGAAAGCAUUUAGUGCAUACAGUCAUUGUAAAAUACAUGAAAGAAUUCACACUGGGGAGAAACCCUACAUGUGUAAGCAUUGUGGGAGAGCUUUCAGUGCACAAAGUAAUUGUCAAACUCAUGAACGAAUUCACACAGGGGAAAAACACUAUGUAUGUGAUCAGUGUGGGAAAGCUUUCUACAGACAUUGUCAUUUGCAAAUACAUGUAAGAGUUCACACUGGAGAGAAACCCUACGUGUGUAAGCAUUGUGGGAAAGCAUUCAUCAGAAAAGGUAAUUGUCAAAGACAUGAAAAGACUCACAAGGUAGAGAAACCCUAUGUAGGCAGCUUAUGUGAUACAACUUUCCCCAUCCAGAAUGAUUGUCAAAAUCAUGGAAGAACUCAUAUUGCUGAGAAAUAGUAUGUGUGCAAGUGAUAUGGGAAAAGUUUCAACACAUAGUAAUUGUGAAAUAUGUGACAACUUACACUGAUGAGAAAUUCUAUUUACAUAAGCAUUGUUGGAUUUCAUUCUUUACACAGUGAUGUCAUCAAUUACAUAAAACAAUUACACUGAACAAUGUGUAGCAAUCACGUUACACUAAGCAAUGUGUAGAAAACUUCAGUUAUUCCAGUAAGCAUCAUAGACAUUUAAAAAGUAAGAAAGGACAUUAGUGGUGAAUAUAUAAAAUGCCCUGCAUUAACAUGAAAGCACCUAUAGAAGGAAGACCUUUUUCUGUAAGGAAUGUAAAAAAAAAAAAAUUCAAUAUAUACUUGUAUAAUUACAUACAUGAAAGAAUUCAUAGUGAACCAGAAUCUGAACAUAUGUGAGCAAUGAGGGAAAUGUCUUUUUUUGUUUUUUUUGUUUGUUUGUUUUUUGUUUUUUCCCAGUACGGGGAAUCGAACUUAUGACCUUGCGCUUGCCAGGCAGGAGCUCUGUGGCUGAGCUAAAUUCCCAGCUCCAGAAAUGUCUUAUUUAUCUCGGUGCAUUCUAGAAUUCACAUGAGAGCAAAGCCAUAUGUAAGUAAUCAAAUGUGGGAGCUCAAUUCUUUUAUUUGCCUUGAAAUACAUAGUUACGGUGAGAAAUUUGUGAUUCAUAUCACCUCAACACAUACAGAAACUCAGGAUUAGGACACAUUAUAGACUGAGAAAUCUUUUUGCAUGGAAAGGUGGCCUUGCAUAGUGGAGAAUCUUGUGUCAAUGUAUAUUUUGUGGGAACCUCUGUAACCACUUUGAUGUUACUCAUAAAUAAACAGUAUUGUCAGAAAAGAAUGAAUAAAAGUUGU